GGUUUCAUCGCUGCCUUGCAUCCCAAGUACAGAACCCUUGUGCUUAGAUGCGUAAGUAACGCAAAUCAAGUGGGAUGGUCAACUAGUCACCAAGUAGUGAGCAAGAGAUCAUGGAGAAUCGCCGACCUUGGAAUCGAAAUGCUCCUUCUUCUGCUGCAUCUUUCUCCAGAUCACAGCGUCCUCGCGGCCAGAAAUUUCCAGCUAAUGCCACCCAAAACCCCAAACCUAGGAACUUCUCUGAAAGGAGAACUCCGACCGCAGCUUAUGUCUCAAAUUCGGGUCUUGACCGUAACUUGAAUUCCAGAAAGCUUCCUCGAGAUGAGGAAGUGCAUGUUGAAGGGCCUUCCUACUCUGGAUCACUGGUUGGAACUUGUCCUCAUAUGUGCCCAGAAAGAGAGAGGAUCCAGCGUGAGCAACUACGGGAUUUGGCCGUCUUUGAGAGGCUCAAUGGUAAUCAUGGAAAGUCAUCCCCUGACCUUGCAGUAAAAAAGUUUUGCAGAACCAUAUCCACAAAAAAUAUGCAGCCAUCUGAUGUACGGCCGCUUCCUGUAUUGGAAGACACUUUAAAUUACCUUUUGAACUUGUUGGAUUCUAAUGAGCAUCCAUUUGAAGUGGUUCACGACUUUGUAUUUGAUAGGACAAGGUCGAUAAGACAAGACCUUACUAGGCAAAGUAUUGCAAAUGAAAGAGCUGUCAGCAUGUAUGAGAAAAUGGUGAAAUUUCAUGUCAUAUCACAUUACAAACUUCGUUCUUGUAUGGGCAAUCCAAUUAUUGCAUCAAUGCAUCAUCUCAACAUGGAACAGCUCACUAAGACUUUGACAUCUCUAUUUGGUUUGUAUGAUGCAAAUCAGAGUUCAAAUAAUUUAUCUGAAAAUGAAGCUGAGUUCCGUUCGUUAUAUGUGCUUCUUCAUCUUGGUUCUUGCAGCAAACCAACAGAGGAUUCACUUUCUCUGUGGUUUGGCCGUCUUUCUACUUCAGUAUUGAAGUCAAAAGAAAUGUGCUUUGCUAGGAGAAUUUUGCGAUCUUUUCGUAUCGGAAAUUAUAAGCAUUUCCUGUGUACCACUGCAGCUCAAGUGUCAUACCUGCAGUACUGCAUCGUGGAGCCUUAUAUUAAUGAAGUUCGUGUGCUGGCAUUGGCAUGUAUAAACUUUGGUGGUUACAAACUUCAUCCAUAUCCUCUGCUCGACCUUUCAGUACUCUUGAGGAUGAAGGAAUCUGAUUUGGAAUCUAUCUGCAAUGCCUGUGGCCUUGAAAUUCGUACAGAUGAAGCCGGAAAUAAGGUACUCCCAACAAAACAAACCACAUUUUGCCAUCCCAAAGGCGAGUUCCAGAGAUACACUUUCCUGGGUUUGGAAGAAUUUGAAAGGUAGUCCGAGCGACAUUGCAGGCGCUAAAGUGUUCGUAUGCUUUGAAUGAUGGGAACAAGAAAGCUUGAUGAAUUGACUUGAUUAUAAUCUAGUGACGGAUGAUUGCAACGUCAUUUUACACAAUUGUAAAGUUAAUUAUUGAGCGUAAACAGAUGUGAAAGUUUGUGAAAUCCGACUUGACUCAAUCCAUGUGCGCUUUAACUUUAUUCAUCAUGGAUUCGUGCCCAGCAUUUAGGUGUGUGGAUUAGAAGCAGCAGAGCUAACCUGUGGUUUCUGCUGGCAUGUUUUACUAGUGGUAUGGGUGGAAAGCAUGGGAGUAAAUUGUUGUAUUCACAGCUAUAGCUACACUUGUGUUUGUCAGUGUAAAAACAUUUCGGGUAGAAAAAAUUGAUUAGGAUAAUAUGUACAAUGUAACACAAGUGUCGUUGAUGUUGUGUCAUAUGUUUUAAGGUUUUCAUAA
Messenger RNA from Prosopis cineraria, 1827 nucleotides. Its product is annotated as SAC3 family protein C-like. The transcript is spliced from 8 exons. Gene Ontology annotation, biological process: mRNA export from nucleus. Bases 111 to 1370 code for a protein of 419 amino acids. The record is from RefSeq and is a predicted model, not a curated record. NCBI's taxonomy places the organism in Eukaryota, Viridiplantae, Streptophyta, Magnoliopsida, Fabales, Fabaceae. Gene Ontology annotation, cellular component: transcription export complex 2; nucleus; cytoplasm.